This is a messenger RNA of Lactuca virosa, 629 nucleotides long. The record is from the annotation of a GenBank genome assembly. NCBI's taxonomy places the organism in Eukaryota, Viridiplantae, Streptophyta, Magnoliopsida, Asterales, Asteraceae.
AUGGCGUAUGCAGCGAUGAAACCAACAAAGCCAGGGCUAGAAGAGCCUCAAGAACAGAUUCACAAGAUUAGGAUUACCCUUUCCUCCAAGAAUGUUAAGAAUCUUGAAAAAGUGUGUGCUGAUUUGGUUCGUGGUGCAAAGGACAAGAAGUUGAGAGUUAAGGGACCAGUUAGAAUGCCCACCAAGGUUCUUAAUAUCACAACCAGGAAAUCUCCUUGUGGUGAAGGAACAAACACAUGGGACAGAUUUGAGCUUCGUGUUCACAAGCGGGUGAUUGAUCUUUUCAGUUCACCAGAUGUUGUGAAGCAAAUCACCUCCAUCACCAUUGAACCUGGUGUUGAGGUUGAGGUCACCAUUGCUGAUUCUUAGAUUUCCAACUGUUGUUUGCCCCCAUACAUUUACUAUGUUCUAUCUUGGGUAAGAUUUCAUAUAGGUUAAAUACAUUUUGUAUUUUUGCAAGUGUUUCAAGUGAAGAAAUUGAGAGUCGUGUUUAUUUUUAAACUAUUGUAUUAUCAUCAACUUAGUGCAUUUCAAAGUUCAUGCCUAGUUUAGUAUUUUCGAUCGGUGUGUAGUAACUUCAUGUGAGAUUUUAAUUUCGAUUCCUAAAACCAUUUUGAAUAUGUAGAAGG